Messenger RNA from Babesia ovata, 1143 nucleotides. RefSeq lists its product as uncharacterized. The record is from RefSeq and is a predicted model, not a curated record. NCBI's taxonomy places the organism in Eukaryota, Apicomplexa, Aconoidasida, Piroplasmida, Babesiidae. The transcript has a single exon. Bases 1 to 1143 code for a protein of 380 amino acids.
AUGAAAGCGCCUGCAGGAGGGGAUAAGAAAAGGGAUCUGUCAAAGUGUGUUUCUACGUGUCCGGACAAGGAUGGUGCAGAUGACAGGCGAACGGACAAGCUAGAGCAGAUGAAGGAGUGGAAGAGCCGUUUUGAUGAGUUUGUGUCGUAUACUCACACGGUACUUAACGACGUACUUGGCGAUACUCGGUCAGAUGCGACCUCGGAGUUGAAUAGCCGACCGGUAAAUUCUCCGUCAGGUAACGGUGGUAGCCGCUGCAGCCCUCAACAGCGCACGCUUGGUGCCGAUCCGCCAUCAAUACAGAGCUCUUCGCAAACCGCCCAGAAAAUAGACGGGGGACCAAAAUGUGCAUGUAAAUCGCCUAACAUAACGAAUGUUGACAAAGUGGCAUACCAUGCGUUGACCGAGCCUCCCCGAAACGUCAAGGAGUGCAUGGACUGGUUGAUAGCUCUGAAGGGGAAAGAUGGUGAAAAGAACAUGGCAGCUCUCGGUGCAGCCGUACACAAAUUCCUCGCAGACAAGCCUGUAGGAUACACUAAGGUGCCAGCUCUCGAGAAAGUUAAACAUAUCACCAAGCAGUUCCUGUACAAAUCGGGUAUAUGGAACAUAUGGCCCGCAAAAAGGAUUAUGAGCAGAUUUAAUAUACGUAUGUUUAAAGAAUUCUGUUGGUUCACAAAAUUUUUCACUUUCUACAAAAGCGAUUAUGAGAACAUCAUACAGACCAAGGGUCUCACUGCUAAAGACAUCGCAGACAAAUUAGGUGACGUUGUGAGUGGUUGUGAGAGGUUCUUGAAGCAUAUCAAAAACCCUGGUCAGUACAAGUCGGCUUACUGUCCAGAAGCUACGUGGGAUGCAUCAUUCGCGAAGAACCCCGAAGCUUGCGCUGUCAUCUUAGUGGGAAUUGGACCAAUGUUCUACGCAGGCCUAGAAUCUUUGCUAUUAGAAUUCGAAGUUUUAUACAUAACGGGUCUGAGUCAUUACUGUUUUGAUAAUAUCCACAUGAUGGUGAAAGCUUUGGGUUUCAAAGAGCCAGAAUGUCGCUCUAGCCCCAGUAUUGUAGAUGUAAACAGGGCGUUGAGCCGUUUAGAUGACCAUGAAUUGUACACAAUAUACGACCUCUCUGGGUUUUGGGCCUUCUACUGA